Molecule: messenger RNA, 1271 nt
Organism: Topomyia yanbarensis
Lineage: Eukaryota; Metazoa; Arthropoda; Insecta; Diptera; Culicidae
Product: estradiol 17-beta-dehydrogenase 11-like
Exons: 5
Coding region: 221-1201 (326 amino acids)
Cellular component (GO): lipid droplet
Molecular function (GO): oxidoreductase activity, acting on the CH-OH group of donors, NAD or NADP as acceptor
Source: RefSeq, a predicted model, not a curated record
GCUGCCCAACAAAAUCCACUAUCCGCCACGGACCCUAGCCAGCUGUUUGAAGCUAUCAAACAAAAUCUGCUCGCUGCCGCGAUUUUUCCUCCACUCGAACUAAACUGGUUUGUUGCAACAGCAUGCACGCCGUUUCCACUCCAAUUUGCACGCCUCUGAACUCUUCACAGCAGCCAGCUGUCAGCCGGUUAGUCAGUAGUUUGCCUCGGCCGAGUGCAGAAUGGGAAGCCUCGAGGACUUUCAACACUUACCGUACAAUCCCGCUGGUCCCUUGUCAUCCCGGCCAUUGUGGGUCACUGUAGUGCAGUGGGUAAAAAUCUUCUACAACGUGCUGUUAUUUGUAACAAAAGUGAUCCCCCUCGGAGGAUAUCUGUUGAUGAGAAAAUUCGUCUGUAAGAAACCGAAAGACAUCAAAGGAUGGAUCGCACUGGUCACUGGGGGAGCGAACGGUCUAGGACGCGCGAUUUCCAUCGAGUUGGCCAAGCAAGGUUGCCAUGUGGUUGUGGCCGACUUGGAUGAGUACAACGCACUGCGAACAGUGCUAGAACUGCGUUACUACGGGGUGAAAGCCGCCGCUUUUAAGACCGACGUGGCUUGUUCGGAUCAGGUGAAGGAACUGCAGCGAAAAAUAGAAGCUGAAAUGGGACCGGUUGACAUUUUAGUCAAUAACGCUGGACUGGUGCCAUUCCUAGUGUCGGAUGAGUACGUACCGGAGAACUUGCAGCGACUGAUGAAUGUUAAUAUUUUGGCGAACUUCUAUACCGUCAACACUUUCCUACCAGGGAUGUACGUCCGGCGGAAGGGCCACAUCGUGACCAUUGUUUCGGCAACAGCUUUUCUGCCGGUUGGAUUUAUACGACACUAUACCACGACCAAAUAUGCAAUGAGAGGCUUCAUGGAGGAGCUUCGUGACGAGAUUCGUCAUGCCGGACAGACGAAGUUUGUUAAAACCACUACGAUCUUUCCGUUCUUUCUGAACACGCGGAAGGAGAUGGUGGAUGCUAUUUCGAAAAUACCAUACUUCUCCAAGAUCCCAUUGGUUGAUCCGAACGAAGCAGCCAAAACAAUUGUCAGAGCAAUACGGAUAAACAAACGUAAGGCGUUUGUUCCCGACUGGGUUCCUGUUAGCUUGUUAACCUUCGUGAAUGAUAUACCUCGAAAAAUCAAAUACUUAUUCCAGGACCAGUUUUUAGGAAAUUGAUUAGUCGUGUUUGUGAUUUGUAUUCAAUGGAACAAAAUAAAAACAAAAACCUUCGUUCGAUUAGCUCGGA